AUGCCUUCCGCUCCAAGGUUAGCAUCGAAAGCAGCUAAAGUCCACAUCGAGUACCCAAAGUUGGCUGGACCCUCGUACAUUGCUUUACUAAAACACACUGCCAGCUUCGCACGAAAUAGAGAGGCCAUGGCUAAGAUGGCACGUCCUGUGUUUGAUGCGGAGUAUCAAAGACAGUUGCAGAAAGAAUUUGGUCACGAUGAAAAAAUCUGCAGGAUGGGAUCUCAAGCUGCCAGUCGGAUGUGGAAAAGUACAGAAGCUCGAUACAAUAGAGUACAGCCAGGAGCAAGCGGAUCGGCAGUUCUGUCAGAGGGUGUCGAGCACCUAAAAUUGCCGCCGGUUGGCUCACAUCAUAAAGCGAACAGCGGCAAAGGUCAAAAGAAAGAAUCACGGUCACUGCAGACUUAUGAGGCCUUCGGCAGCAAAGCCGAGAAGUUGAACGCUGAUGUCUCGUUCACCAAACAGCUGAUGGACGACACCUUCCAACGAGCUGUUCUGAUAGCGACACGAUACGGCAGAAGCUCCAAUAAGUCAGGUGUGAAUACGGCAGAGAUCAACAAGGUCCUCACAAGAUUAUGUCUUCUUUGA
Molecule: messenger RNA, 585 nt
Organism: Fulvia fulva
Lineage: Eukaryota; Fungi; Ascomycota; Dothideomycetes; Mycosphaerellales; Mycosphaerellaceae
Exons: 2
Coding region: 1-585 (194 amino acids)
Source: RefSeq, a predicted model, not a curated record